AUGGGGUUCCUGAAGCUGAUUGAGAUCGAGAACUUUAAAUCGUACAAGGGUCGGCAGAUUAUCGGACCAUUUCAGAGGUUCACCGCCAUCAUUGGACCCAAUGGCUCUGGUAAGUCAAAUCUCAUGGAUGCCAUCAGCUUUGUGUUGGGUGAGAAAACCAGCAACCUGCGGGUAAAGACCCUAAGGGACCUGAUCCACGGAGCUCCUGUGGGCAAACCAGCAGCCAACCGAGCCUUUGUCAGCAUGGUCUACUCUGAAGAGGGUGCUGAGGACCGCACAUUUGCCCGUGUCAUUGUAGGAGGUUCCUCUGAGUACAAGAUUAACAACAAAGUGGUCCAGCUACAUGAGUACAGUGAGGAAUUAGAGAAGUUGGGCAUUCUUAUCAAAGCUCGUAACUUCCUCGUCUUCCAGGGUGCUGUGGAAUCUAUUGCCAUGAAGAACCCCAAAGAGAGGACAGCUCUUUUUGAAGAGAUCAGUCGCUCUGGGGAGCUGGCCCAGGAAUAUGACAAGCGAAAAAAGGAAAUGGUAAAAGCUGAAGAGGACACACAGUUUAAUUACCAUCGCAAAAAAAACAUUGCAGCUGAACGCAAGGAGGCCAAACAAGAAAAAGAAGAGGCUGACCGCUACCAGCGCCUGAAGGAUGAGGUGGUGCGAGCUCAGGUACAGUUGCAGCUUUUCAAACUUUAUCAUAAUGAAGUGGAAAUUGAGAAGCUCAACAAAGAACUGGCCUCUAAGAACAAGGAGAUAGAGAAGGACAAGAAGCGGAUGGACAAGGUAGAGGAUGAGCUGAAGGAGAAAAAGAAGGAGCUGGGCAAAAUGAUGCGGGAACAACAGCAGAUUGAGAAGGAGAUCAAGGAGAAGGACUCAGAGCUGAACCAGAAGCGGCCUCAGUACAUCAAGGCCAAGGAAAAUACUUCCCACAAAAUCAAGAAGCUGGAAGCAGCCAAAAAGUCACUACAGAAUGCUCAGAAGCAUUAUAAGAAGCGUAAAGGUGACAUGGAUGAGCUGGAAAAGGAGAUGCUGUCAGUGGAGAAAGCUCGGCAGGAAUUUGAGGAACGGAUGGAAGAGGAAAGUCAGAGUCAGGGCAGAGAUUUGACCUUGGAGGAGAAUCAGGUGAAGAAAUAUCACCGGUUGAAAGAAGAAGCCAGCAAGAGAGCAGCUACCCUGGCCCAGGAGCUGGAGAAGUUCAAUCGAGACCAGAAGGCCGACCAGGACCGGCUGGAUCUGGAAGAACGGAAGAAAGUAGAGACAGAGGCCAAGAUCAAGCAAAAGCUGCGGGAGAUUGAAGAGAAUCAGAAACGGAUUGAGAAACUAGAGGAAUACAUCACAACCAGCAAGCAGUCUCUAGAGGAACAGAAGAAACUAGAGGGGGAGCUGACAGAGGAGGUGGAGAUGGCCAAGAGACGUAUUGAUGAGAUUAACAAGGAGCUGAACCAGGUAAUGGAGCAGCUGGGGGAUGCCCGCAUCGACCGCCAGGAGAGCAGCCGCCAACAGCGAAAGGCAGAAAUUAUGGAAAGCAUCAAGCGCCUGUACCCUGGUUCUGUGUACGGCCGCCUCAUUGACCUCUGCCAGCCCACACAAAAGAAGUAUCAGAUUGCAGUAACCAAGGUUUUGGGCAAGAAUAUGGAUGCCAUUAUUGUGGACUCAGAGAAGACAGGCCGGGACUGCAUUCAGUAUAUCAAGGAGCAGCGUGGGGAGCCUGAGACUUUCUUACCUCUUGAUUACCUGGAGGUAAAACCUACAGAUGAGAAACUCCGGGAGCUAAAGGGGGCAAAGCUGGUGAUUGAUGUGAUUCGCUAUGAGCCACCUCACAUCAAAAAGGCCCUGCAGUAUGCUUGUGGCAAUGCCCUUGUUUGUGACAAUGUGGAGGAUGCCCGCCGCAUAGCCUUUGGAGGCCACCAGCGCCACAAGACAGUGGCACUGGAUGGGACCCUGUUCCAGAAGUCAGGGGUGAUCUCUGGCGGGGCCAGUGACCUGAAGGCCAAGGCCCGACGCUGGGAUGAGAAAGCAGUAGACAAGUUGAAAGAGAAGAAGGAGCGGUUGACAGAAGAGCUGAAGGAGCAGAUGAAGGCAAAGCGAAAAGAGGCAGAACUACGUCAGGUGCAGUCUCAGGCCCACGGACUGCAGAUGCGGCUCAAGUACUCACAGAGUGACCUAGAACAGACCAAGACACGGCAUCUGGCCCUUAAUCUGCAGGAAAAGUCCAAGCUGGAGAGUGAGCUAGCCAACUUUGGGCCUCGAAUCAAUGAUAUCAAGAGGAUCAUCCAGAGCCGAGAGAGGGAAAUGAAAGACUUAAAGGAGAAGAUGAACCAGGUUGAGGAUGAGGUAUUUGAAGAGUUUUGUCGGGAGAUUGGUGUGCGCAAUAUCCGGGAGUUUGAGGAAGAGAAGGUGAAGCGGCAGAAUGAAAUCGCCAAGAAGCGUUUGGAGUUUGAGAAUCAGAAGACUCGUUUGGGUAUCCAGUUGGAUUUUGAAAAGAACCAACUGAAGGAGGACCAGGAUAAAGUACACAUGUGGGAGCAGACAGUGAAAAAAGAUGAAAAUGAGAUAGAAAAGCUCAAGAAGGAGGAGCAAAGACAUAUGAAGAUCAUAGAUGAGACCAUGGCGCAGCUACAAGACCUGAAGAACCAGCACCUGGCCAAGAAGUCAGAGGUGAAUGACAAGAACCAUGAGAUGGAGGAGAUUCGUAAGAAACUGGGGGGCGCCAACAAGGAAAUGACCCAUUUACAGAAGGAGGUGACAGCCAUUGAGACCAAGCUUGAACAGAAGCGCAGUGACCGCCACAACUUGCUACAGGCCUGCAAGAUGCAGGACAUCAAGUUGCCACUGUCUAAGGGCACCAUGGAUGAUAUUAGUCAGGAAGAGGGUAGCUCCCAAGGGGAGGAUUCAGUGAGUGGCUCCCAACGGACUUCCAAUAUCUAUGCUCGAGAGGCUCUCAUCGAGAUUGACUACGGUGACCUGUGUGAGGAUCUGAAGGAUGCCCAGGCUGAGGAGGAGAUCAAGCAGGAGAUGAACACACUGCAGCAGAAGCUGAAUGAGCAGCAGAGUGUGCUCCAGCGUAUUGCUGCCCCCAACAUGAAGGCCAUGGAAAAGCUGGAAAGUGUCCGAGACAAGUUCCAAGAGACCUCAGACGAAUUUGAGGCGGCUCGAAAGCGAGCCAAGAAGGCCAAGCAGGCAUUUGAACAGAUCAAGAAAGAACGCUUUGACCGCUUCAAUGCCUGUUUUGAAUCGGUGGCCACCAACAUUGAUGAGAUCUACAAGGCCCUGUCCCGUAACAGCAGUGCUCAGGCGUUCCUGGGCCCUGAAAACCCUGAGGAGCCCUACUUGGAUGGCAUAAACUACAACUGUGUGGCUCCUGGCAAACGCUUCCGACCCAUGGACAACUUGUCAGGGGGGGAGAAAACAGUUGCUGCUCUGGCCUUGCUCUUUGCCAUCCACAGCUACAAGCCAGCCCCUUUCUUCGUCCUGGAUGAGAUCGAUGCUGCCCUGGAUAACACCAAUAUUGGCAAGGUGGCAAAUUACAUCAAGGAGCAGUCGACUUGCAACUUCCAGGCCAUCGUCAUUUCUCUCAAGGAGGAGUUCUACACCAAGGCUGAGAGCCUCAUUGGAGUCUACCCUGAGCAAGGGGACUGUGUGAUCAGCAAAGUCCUGACCUUCGACCUCACCAAGUACCCAGAUGCCAACCCCAACCCCAAUGAGCAGUAG
Molecule: messenger RNA, 3702 nt
Organism: Rangifer tarandus platyrhynchus (Svalbard reindeer)
Lineage: Eukaryota; Metazoa; Chordata; Mammalia; Artiodactyla; Cervidae
Source: the annotation of a GenBank genome assembly